Messenger RNA from Syngnathoides biaculeatus (alligator pipefish), 1707 nucleotides. RefSeq names its product protein kinase, cAMP-dependent, catalytic, beta b (gene prkacbb). Gene Ontology annotation, cellular component: nucleus; cAMP-dependent protein kinase complex. Gene Ontology annotation, biological process: peptidyl-serine phosphorylation. The coding region runs from base 354 to 1409 and encodes 351 amino acids. The transcript has 10 exons. Lineage: Eukaryota; Metazoa; Chordata; Actinopteri; Syngnathiformes; Syngnathidae. Gene Ontology annotation, molecular function: cAMP-dependent protein kinase activity; ATP binding. The record is from RefSeq and is a predicted model, not a curated record.
CCGGAAGGGGGAAGCCGUCCGUCCAUCCGGGCUGCGAGCUCCAACAGUGACCGCUAGUUUCAGCUCAUGUCAGCCGUACGUUAUUCACCCGAGCCGUAGUGGGGGAACCGUCCACGGGGUUAGGAGGGAACAAGGACGCCAGGUCGACAGAUGAAGUUGACGACCGCUGCUGCCCGGGGACUUUUUGCUCAUUUUUUUGUCCGAAGCAGGAACCUGUUCAAAGCACGCCGAAUUACUUGUUUUUGUUUGAUUUAAACGCGAUUAGCGUCUGCUGCAGGGAGGCUAGCUAGCUAGCUAGCCAGCCGCCAUCUCCCACUCCACAAUCGGGAGCGAGCGCCCGCGUGUCUUCCGCCAUGGGGAACGCUGCCACCGCCAAGAAGGGCAACGAGCUGGAGAGCGUAAAAGAGUUCCUAGCCAAAGCCAAAGAAGAUUUCUUGCGAAAAUGGGAAUGCCCACCACAGAGCACGACGUGCCUCGAUGACUUUGACAGGCUGAAGACGCUGGGCACCGGCUCGUUUGGGAGGGUCAUGCUGGUGAAACUCAAAGGAACAGAGCAGUACUUUGCCAUGAAAAUACUGGACAAGCAGAAGGUCGUAAAACUGAAACAAAUAGAACACACGUUAAACGAGAAGAGGAUAUUACAAGCCGUCAGCUUCCCCUUUCUCGUCAAACUCGAGUAUGCGUUUAAGGACAACUCCAAUUUGUAUAUGGUGAUGGAGUAUGUUCCCGGAGGCGAGAUGUUCUCGCACUUAAGACGGAUCGGGAGGUUCAGCGAGCCGCACGCCCGCUUCUACGCCGCCCAGAUCGUGCUGACAUUUGAGUACCUCCACUCGCUAGAUCUCAUCUACAGAGAUUUGAAACCCGAGAACCUUCUCAUCGACCACCACGGCUACAUUCAGGUGACGGACUUCGGAUUCGCCAAGCGCGUAAAAGGCAGAACUUGGACCUUGUGCGGCACACCGGAGUACCUGGCUCCUGAAAUCAUUCUCAGCAAAGGCUACAACAAAGCUGUGGACUGGUGGGCCCUGGGAGUCCUCAUCUAUGAGAUGGCGGCCGGCUACCCUCCGUUCUUUGCUGACCAGCCCAUUCAGAUCUACGAGAAAAUCGUCUCCGGCAAGGUGCGCUUCCCCUCCCACUUCAGCUCGGACCUAAAGGAUCUGCUGAGGAACCUGCUGCAGGUGGACCUGACCAAGCGCUUCGGCAACCUCAAAAAUGGCGUCAAUGACAUCAAGGGCCACAAGUGGUUCGCCACUACGGACUGGAUCGCGAUCUAUGAGAGGAAGGUGGAGGCCCCGUUCAUCCCAAAGUGCCGAGGCCCCGGGGACACCAGCAACUUCGACGACUACGACGAGGAGGAGAUCCGCGUUUCCGUCACGGAGAAAUGCGUGAAGGAGUUUGCCGAGUUUUAGGGACGCGACGGGAUGCGUGACGACAGGAUAUGUCAGGGAAAUUUAAAAAAAAAAAAAACAAACAAAAAAAAAGGAUCUUUGCACUCUUCUGAGGACUUGGAAACGAAGCAAAGGCCACGUUUUUUUUUUUUUCUCCUCCUUCCGUCCUGUCUUUCCCACUUGUACGACACACACAGCUCAAUGAGGUUGCCAUGAUCCUUUUUGGUGCCGAUUACCUCUCACCGUCACCUCCACCUGCGCAUUAAAGCAGACUCACCACUUUGUAUUUUUUUUUUUUGUUGUUGUUGUUUUUUUUUUU